Molecule: messenger RNA, 568 nt
Organism: Seriola dumerili (greater amberjack)
Lineage: Eukaryota; Metazoa; Chordata; Actinopteri; Carangiformes; Carangidae
Gene: dusp28
Product: dual specificity phosphatase 28
Exons: 2
Coding region: 1-471 (156 amino acids)
Biological process (GO): protein dephosphorylation
Cellular component (GO): cytoplasm
Molecular function (GO): MAP kinase tyrosine/serine/threonine phosphatase activity
Source: RefSeq, a predicted model, not a curated record
AUGCUGCAGCUGUGUAAGGUCACCAACGCUCUGUUCAUCAGUAACGCCCGUUCAGCCUGCAGCGACGAGCUCAUCCAGCAGGAGGCGGUGACGCUCUGCAUCAAUGUGUCCAAGCAGCAGCCGUUUCCCGCCAGCAGCGUCACCAAGCUGCAGAUCCCCGUCUACGACGACCCCAACGAGGACCUGUACAGCCACUUCGACCGCUGCGCCGACGCCAUCCAGAAGGAGGCCAACCGUGGAGGACGCAGCGUCGUCUACUGCAAGAACGGGCGCAGCCGCUCGGCCACCAUCUGCAUCGCCUACCUGAUGAAGCACCGCAAACUGACACUGACGGACUCCUUACAGAAAGUGAAGACGGCUCGUCACGUGAUUGACCCGAACCCCGGCUUCAUGUCUCAGCUGCAGAGAUACGAACGGGAGCUGAAGAACAGACGAGGAGAGACGAGUCCUGAUCCUCAACCUGAGGCCUGAACUCUCCUGAAGGUCGCGACUUGGAAACAUGACAGGUGACCUGCUUCAGAGCGUCACUGUUUCUGUCUCCACAUAUCAGGGCUGCACUUUGCUUUGA